Perca flavescens (yellow perch) is the source of this 1861-nucleotide messenger RNA. Its product is annotated as B-cell receptor CD22. The coding region runs from base 93 to 1142 and encodes 349 amino acids. The transcript has 7 exons. The record is from RefSeq and is a predicted model, not a curated record. Lineage: Eukaryota; Metazoa; Chordata; Actinopteri; Perciformes; Percidae.
UUCAGAUGUUACUCAUCCACAACUUUCCUCCUGAGAGAUCACAUCCAAUCCCCAAGUCUCACAUCCAUCUCUAAAUUCUGUGUUUUGCGUUGAUGGACAAGAUGAUCGCAAUGCUCGUGCUUCUGAUCCUCAAACCAGGAAGUGUGAGUGCUGGUUGGUCAGUGACUUUUGAAAACCCAAAUCCAUGUGCUUUAAAGGGAUCAUCGGUGCAACUCAGGUGCUCAUACAACUACAGAGAUGGGGAAACUGUUAAAAGGACUGCAUGGUACAAAGGGGAAUUAAUAAAUGGCACCUGGACACGCGUUGCGCUCUCAGACCUUCCUUCAUAUCAAAAUCGUUUUAAAUAUCUUGGCGACCAGCAGCACGACUGUGGCCUGGCAAUUGAUGACCUGCAGGAUAAUGACACUGGACAUUACUACUUCAGGUUUGAUACGCAGACGCUUGGACGGCGGAGCAAAGAAUCUGUGUAUUUGUCUGUCACAGAGCUGAGUGCCAGAGUGUACCCUGACAGGGUGAGAGCAGGAGGCACUGUGACUCUUGAAUGUAGAACAUCCUGCCAACUUCCCAACACAGUUUGGUUUAAAGAUGGGCAUCCAGUAGCCAAACCAGUGUUCCAGGCUCAAGCAGAGGAUUCUGGGAAUUAUUCAUGUGCUGUCGAAGGACAGGAGUCAGUGCUAUCUGACUCUGUGGCUCUGGAUUUUCAGUAUCCCCCGUUGAAUGUAUCUGUUGAGAUAAGUUAUCCUGGUCACCUGACAGAGGGCAGCAGUGUGAAUCUGAGCUGCAGCAGUGCUGCUAACCCUGCAGCAGACAACUACACCUGGUACUGGGCUUCUGUUUCCGGUUCCAGCUCCCUGCUCCAGGUGGGCUCAGGACAGGUGCUGUCUCUCCCCUCUGUGGAGGCGUCCCACACUGGAAUCUACAUCUGCCAGGCCAGGAACCCACUGGGGCAAUACAGAUCAACUGAGGUGCUGCUGACAGCGGGUGAUGCAGACAUUAACCGUGUCAUCAUCUUUGUUGGUAUUGGAGUCUGUAUUGGCCUGUUGCUUCUACUGGUUAUUAUCUGGGCAUGGAGUCAAAGAUGUAGUUCUGCUGUGGAUAAAGAGGAAAACAGCCAUGAUUAUGAAAACAUCCGCAUCGCCUAAAUGGGUAAAAAGCAAACAAACAGGUUUACAGAGAAGGACAUGUCUGUUGUCUCCCUCCGCCUGAGCCUGAUGACAUUUCAUUAAACCAGAUACAUGACCUGCACAAGAAUGUCUGUGCUUUGUACGCUGCUGGAGAUAUUUCCUUCUUAAUAGAGCUGUGUAGAUUGAAUUAUUACUUUAUGUUAUCACUAUUAUUAUACAUACAUUAUACAUAGAUAUACAACAUAGUUGCUGAGCAGCAAGUUCCCCAACAUGAAAAUGCAGCAACACCUCUCAUUCCAUUCUGACUCCUGUCUGUGUAAACGUCAAGUACUUCUCAUGAGAAGACAGAAGGGAAUUGUAACGUUACCCAACCUUGCAAAUGUUAGGCAACAAUACUUUCAUGAGAAAAUAGCUUAAUUUAGUAACUUAAGCUAUAAAAGUACAGUAUUGUUGCCUAACAUUUUUCAGUGGUUCACUGCUGGGAAAACAGACUGUAUCCAGAAUCAUUGUGGUCGAACCAGGAUAUACUGCCAUCUUGAGUUCAAAAUACUCAUGCAAAUGAUGUUCUUGUAAAUGAUUUGUUACCUUCAGUCCACCAAAUUAGAAAUAUUAUUUACAUUAUUAACCACAACCCUAGCUUUUAGGUUUUACGGUUAGGGUUUGUUAAGGUUUAAUUUUAAAGGGAUAUUUUACCGCUGGAAAGAUGAAUAUGUAUUAAUAUUAGUAGAGAUGUGAUU